Molecule: messenger RNA, 468 nt
Organism: Trypanosoma brucei brucei TREU927
Lineage: Eukaryota; Euglenozoa; Kinetoplastea; Trypanosomatida; Trypanosomatidae
Exons: 1
Coding region: 1-468 (155 amino acids)
Source: RefSeq, a predicted model, not a curated record
AUGUUUGUAUGUGUGGGUGGGUGUCGUGUGUUUUCCUCCUUCUCCCUUUAUUCAUCCAAUUAUCGCCAUCCAUUACAUUGUAUUGGCCUCAACCUCUUUUCUUUUUUUGUUGUUGUUGAUGUUGAUGUUGAUGACGAUGUUCUCUUAUUUUAUGGUGGUGACGGGUAUAUUAUUAACAUGUUUUUUUUCUUUUUUUUUUGGUUUAUGUUUUGCAGUUGUGUUCACCACACGAUUUUUACCAACAUUCCUCGAAAUUACUUGAAUUCCUCCUCUUCUUUUCUUUUUUCUCCACAAUUCAUUUUUUCCAUAUUUUAUAUCUUAUAUUGUCUUCUUGUUGUUUUUUUUUGUUUUUUUUUUGUUUUUUUUUCUGUUUUUUUUUCUUUUUCUUGUAUUCCCUCAUCUCUCACCUCUCAUAUCUCCUCUUUGCAUUAUUAUGUGGACUGGAAAUUAUUAUCAUUUUUUUUAUAA